Fonsecaea erecta is the source of this 1224-nucleotide messenger RNA. RefSeq lists its product as hypothetical. The transcript is spliced from 4 exons. Gene Ontology annotation, biological process: phospholipid biosynthetic process. Gene Ontology annotation, cellular component: membrane. Bases 1 to 1224 code for a protein of 407 amino acids. Gene Ontology annotation, molecular function: phosphotransferase activity, for other substituted phosphate groups. The record is from RefSeq and is a predicted model, not a curated record. NCBI's taxonomy places the organism in Eukaryota, Fungi, Ascomycota, Eurotiomycetes, Chaetothyriales, Herpotrichiellaceae.
AUGGUGUAUAUCCGGCAGCGAAACCUCAAGAAGCUCCACGAGUACAAGUACUCCGGGGUGGACAAAUCUCUGGUUUCAAGAUAUGUCCUCAAGCCGUUUUACACCAAUGUUGUCAUCAAAUUCUUUCCCAUGUCGAUGGCGCCCAACCUUAUUACCUUGACAGGUUUCAGUUUCGUGAUCAUCAAUGUCCUCACCAUGCUGUGGUACAACCCGACGCUCGAUACCGACUGCCCUCCAUGGGUCUACCUGACCUGGGCUGUCGGUCUGUUCCUGUAUCAGACUUUCGAUGCUGUGGACGGCACACAGGCACGCCGAACGCACCAAAGCGGCCCCUUGGGCGAGCUGUUUGACCAUGGUGUUGAUGCAUGCAAUACUAGCCUUGAGGUUCUCCUUUUUGCAGCCUCGAUGAAUCUUGGCCAGUCUUGGAACACAGUCCUCACUCUCUUCGGCACAAUCCUUACCUUCUAUAUUCAGACUUGGGAGGAAUAUCAUACCCACACCUUGACCCUGGGUAUAGUUUCUGGCCCUGUUGAAGGAAUCCUGACCUUGGUCGUGGUCUACUUCAUCACCUUCCUCAAAGGUGGUGCUAGUUAUUGGCAGCAGCCAAUGCUCCCCGGCCUCGGCCUCCCUAAGAGCGACCUUAUUCCGAGCUCUCUCUACCAGAUGGCCUGGAACGAGUGGUACAUGCUUUAUGGCGGGUUGGUCUUGGUCUUCAACACCGUCAGCAGCGCACUGAACGUCAUGGACGCUCGACGACAAAGGGGACAAGAUCCUUACAAGGCUCUCCUGGGUCUGGCUCCUAUUGCUAUCACUUGGACCUUGAUACCCACCUAUCUCUGGUUGAACCCAGCCAUCCUCCACCGCCAUCUGGUUCCAUUUAUCAUCUUCGCUGGCAUUGUGAAUGCCUAUUCCGUCGGGCAAAUGAUCGUGGCUCAUCUGGUCAAGGAUAAAUUCCCCUAUCAAAACGUCCUGGUUGUCCCGCUGGCUUGUGCUAUCGUUGAUAGUUUGGGUCCAGCACUCGGACUGUGGCCGAGUGCGCUCGGUGAUGAUGUCUACCAAGUGGCGUUUGUAUUCAUGUCACUGGGUCUCGCACUGGGCGUGUACGGAAGCUUUGUUCACGAUGUCAUAACCACUAUUUGUGACUACUUGGAUAUCUGGUGUCUCACGAUCAAGCAUCCUUAUGUGGAAAAUACCCAGAACGAUGAAGGCAGAAAGUCCAAAUGA